Pogoniulus pusillus (Red-fronted tinkerbird) is the source of this 7062-nucleotide messenger RNA. RefSeq names its product target of myb1 like 2 membrane trafficking protein (gene TOM1L2). Gene Ontology annotation, cellular component: endosome; membrane. The record is from RefSeq and is a predicted model, not a curated record. The coding region runs from base 28 to 1617 and encodes 529 amino acids. Gene Ontology annotation, molecular function: ubiquitin binding; clathrin binding; phosphatidylinositol binding. Gene Ontology annotation, biological process: signal transduction. Lineage: Eukaryota; Metazoa; Chordata; Aves; Piciformes; Lybiidae. The transcript is spliced from 16 exons.
CGGGCCGCUGUUUGUUGUCAUCCCAAGAUGGAGUUUCUGCUGGGGAACCCGUUCAGCACCCCGGUGGGGCAGAGCCUCGAAAAGGCCACAGAUGGCUCACUGCAGAGUGAAGACUGGACACUCAACAUGGAGAUCUGUGACAUUAUCAAUGAGACAGAAGAAGGACCAAAGGAUGCCAUUCGAGCACUGAAGAAGAGGUUGAAUGGAAACAAAAAUUACAGAGAGGUCAUGCUGGCACUGACGGUGUUGGAGACCUGUGUGAAGAACUGUGGCCAUCGCUUUCAUGUCUUGGUGGCAAACCGUGACUUCAUAGACGGCGUUCUGGUGAAAAUCAUCUCACCCAAGAAUAAUCCCCCCACCAUUGUACAGGACAAAGUGCUAGCACUGAUCCAGGCUUGGGCUGAUGCCUUUCGAAGUAGCCCUGAUUUAACUGGAGUAGUGCAUAUUUAUGAAGAACUCAAGAGGAAAGGCAUAGAGUUUCCCAUGGCAGAUCUUGAUGCUCUGUCUCCAAUACACACACCACAGAGGAGUGUUCCUGAAGUCGAUCCUGCAGCAAAUAUGCACAAUUCACAGUCCCAGCAGAGGAUGAGCACCAGUUCUUACUCCUCAUCUUCUCCAACGGCGUAUUCUGCUCCUCAGGCCCCAGCUCUGAAUGUGACUGGUCCCAUCACUGCUAAUUCUGAACAGAUUGCUCGGCUGCGCAGUGAACUGGAUAUUGUCCGUGGGAAUACAAAAGUGAUGUCUGAAAUGCUGACAGAAAUGGUACCUGGACAAGAGGACUCCUCAGACCUUGAAUUACUUCAGGAACUGAACCGGACCUGUAGAGCCAUGCAGCAGAGAAUUGUGGAGCUUAUCUCAAGAGUGUCCAAUGAAGAAGUCACAGAGGAGCUGCUGCAUGUGAAUGAUGACUUAAAUAACGUCUUCCUCCGAUACGAAAGAUUUGAACGGUACAGAUCAGGACGUUCAGCACAAAAUGCCAGCAACGGAGUACUGAAUGAGGUGACAGAAGAUAAUUUAAUAGAUUUGGGUCCUGGCUCUCCAGCUGUAGUGAGCCCAAUGGUUGGAAACUCAGCACCCCAGUCUUCACUAUCUUCACAGCUUGCAGGGCUUGACUUGGGUACAAACAACGUCAGUGGCUCCCUCAGCUCUUUACAACACUGUAAUCCUCGUGAUGACUUUGACAUGUUUGCACAGACAAGAGGCAGUUCCUUGGCUGAACAACGAAAGAAUGUGACGUACGAGGAUCCACAGGCUGUCAAAGGACUGGCAUCUGCCCUGGAUGUUCGAAAACAGAACACAGGAGGGAGGAGAGGUAAAGGUGGGAACUCAGACAUGGAGCCCAUAGACAAGUGGCUAAUUACACAAGGAAUGAUCCCUGUUGCACAGUCCUCUGUCAUGGAUGACAUUGAGGAGUGGCUCAGUACCGACUUGAAAGGAGAUGAAGUGGAAGAAGGAGUGACCAGUGAAGAGUUUGACAAAUUUCUAGAAGAGCGAGCCAAAGCAGCAGAGAUGGUUCCCAACCUGCCAUCCCCUCCCGUGGAAGCCCCCAGCCCUGCGACAAACCCUUCCGGCAGGAAAAAGCAGGAGCGCCCGGAGGAUGCCCUCUUUGCACUGUGAAGAUCGCUCUUAGCCGCAGCUCCGCGGGCAAACGUCGCUGUGCGGCCACUUUGUCCUCCCACACUACUUGGCUAACAACGACCCUCCCCCUUCCUCCUCAACUUCAUAGAUGGCUUCUCCUUCCCCCUCCCCAAGUCUUCCCCAAACAAUCCACUACUCCCACAGGCUCUGAUUCUUUCUGUUUCAGUCCAACACUGUUCCUGCCAGACCACGAUUCUCCAGCACUCGCUUAAUCCCCUCCUUCCUAUCCCAGCUGCACAAAACCAGCUCUCGAUGCCGAAAACCCCUUUAGAAUGCAUGAGUACGUCACACCACCCUGAGACAAAAGCCCAGAGGGGAGAGAGAGCAGCCUUGCCCUUCAGUUUAUGUAGGGAUCAUCCUCUUCUGUAGGCAGGUCCUGCCAAGUAGACUGCUCUGUCGAUCAGCAUGUAAUUGACUGAGCUGGAAUGUUCGGGAGGAGCGUGUCUUUAUUUUUAGCUGAAAUGGUAAUGUAUUGGCUUUCAUGUCAGAUUCGACAGCAAGGAACAACUGUUCCCCUUUCAACAUGUGCUUCACAACUUAAAAUCCUUUACUCUCACACUCACACAUCUCCCAGUACCAUAUGGUGGUCGCUGCCCCCCCCCCCCCCCGACACUUCAUGUUCCAAAGCUCACAGGGUAUUUUUUUCCUUGUGUUUUAUCUGGGCUUGCUCUCAUUUAAAGCAGUCUGUGGGCCAUGUCCAGUAGCUCUGGCAGUUGAGGAGAAUGAGGAACAUGAAGCUAAAUUGAUGCUGUAACGUUAGUGCAUGAAGCAUUUUGCUCUUUGGGAGAGCAUUCACACAUGAGGACUUUUUUCUAGCGUGGUUGCCUUUUAAAAUAGCUGGGUUAUUUUUUCCUUACCUUGGAUUCCUUCUUCAGUGACUGCAGAGCUCUGCGUUUGUCUCAGCUGGUGUCAGUAAUAUCCAUGCAGAUGGAUGGGACUUGCUCAGGGACUGGGUGUGAACUGAGAUUCCUGGAUUCCCUGCCAUGCUGGGUAGGAUAGACGUGCUGGCUCCUGGUGGUAGGUGUGAGUUAAAAAAAGGCAGACCUCACAAAGGCUUGUACGAGAUGCUGGGGGAGAUGGCUACCAUGGAGGGAUUAGCCCUGCCUGCUUGUGCUGGAGGUGAAACUCCUCAUUUCUUUCUGGGUUUGGGCCUGAGAAAGUGAUGGUUGUGGCUGUGCUGUUUGUCAUUUUUGGAGCAUCCUCUGAUACCUCUGCCCCUUUAGUAACUCCCAGGUCCUUCGGGUCUGCAGCCUCCCUUCUGCCUGUGCCAACAAGCGUAUUCCUUUGCUUGCCAGAGGCAUGGCUGAGAGUGCUGCUCUUCCCGGAGCUGCCAGAAGGGAUUGCAGCAUGCAUGCCUGCCUGGCUGGGCUGAGAUGCAGAGCUGGAGCAGGCAGCUCCAGCCAUCACUGCAUUCCCCAGCCUGUUCCUUGGUAGGAAGCCAGUGGUGCAAGAUGGCAGGAUCAAAAAGAGUGCUAAACACUGCACGGCAGGGAGAAUCUCUUCUCCUGACAGAGAGGCACUUGAUCAGAUGAAAGCCCAGGCAGGCAGCAGCACUCCAGCCCCUCUUCCUCAGAGUGCUCAUUGUCUUGGACUAGCAUCCACUUGGUUCUGACUUGGCAUGGCUGAGCUUCCUGGGAUGAUGGUGCAUGUUGAGCUCUCUCAGAAGUUGUUCUGGACUGAGGACCAACUGCUGAUGGGAAGGCAACCAAAACUCUAAUCUCUGCAUAGUUAUUAGCUUCCUAGGGUCCACCACACUUUGGUAGGCUGCAACACAUAAAACCUGUUACCAAAUGGCCCAGUGGCAGCACUGGUGGUCUUUGAGAAGAGGCCAUGGUCAUCUUCAGUGUUGUUUGGUGCAGGAUUUCCAGACUGUUCCAGUUCAGAUCUUGCUCUGUGCUGUCUCUGCUGAUCCUCUCCUUUGUCCUGCUCUGCCUGCAUCCUCUUCUGGCAUCCCUCCAUGUGUAGCUGGGCCCUGGCCAUGCUGCUCUGCCACCCCUCAGCACUGCUUUGGUAUCUCAUCACUGCUCCAUAGCUCACCACAUGGCUUGCAAGUGGCUGGGGAAAAUCAGUGUAAGGCUGGAGAUAAAUUAGGAUGGAUCAAGCUGCCUCUUCUCCCCACUUGCUGACCCUGUCUCCUUCUGAGCCCCUUCCAUGUGGGUCUGCAGAGGGUUUCUCUCCAUUUCAUCUUCUCUGUGGCUAAUGACAAGUCUGCCUUGGCUGCACAUACAUGCUCCUGCUCUCACCCACUGCACUCCCUCCUUAACACAAGGUGAGCCCAAUGCUCAGGCGCUGGCUCCCAGGCACCCUGCUGCCAGCUCCUGCCUUGCUGCAACAGGUCAGAUGUGGCCACCAGCUCCCAGAAACCUGAGGAAACUUCUAUCAUGAUGCCAAUUUGAUUUGAGACAGUGUCUGGUGGUUGCCUGGGCAGUGUUGCUAGCACAGAGUGAAUUGUUGGUAUUCCUGUCAGUGCAAAAAGCUCCAUGGGUGUUUUAAGUGUGUAUUUUCUCUCCUAAAUCCUUGAAACACAUUGACCCUGUAAAUGGCCGCAUCAGGUGAUUCUAAGCAUGCUAAUCCAGCUUCCCUGCCGAGCCAGAGGAGAUAAUCGCAUUGCUCAGGCUUGGGGACAUUGUCAAAUGAUGGUGAGUGGCAAGGAUAGCACUGGGCAGUCACCAAGCCCCCUUGCAGAGCCUCACUGCUGUGGAUUUGCUGGUCCUUCUUCCCCCACCCCGAAGCAAAAAGAGGUUUGGGGGUUGUGUGCUGUUAAUGCUGCUUCUUUCUGUCAUGCUAAAUCUGUCCUGGGACUUCCAAGUUGUUGCUGUAGAGAGAAUCAGGUCCCCUUCUGGAAGAUCUCAUGGAGCUGUCAGUGACUGCUCCCUCCAGCCUGGGAGGAAAAGAGAUGAAACAAAAUGUCUGGGGCUGAGGGGAGAUGAGGAGCUUGCAUUGGCACAACUCAAGAGUCUGUUUUCUGUGCUUGCAACCUCAGGCACCCCACAGUCCUCACUGACACCCCAUGUUCUCUGCUGGAAUGCAAGGGCACUGUUUGCAGGGGGUGGCAGGUGUCUUGGCUGGAAGUAGGGCUGCACUCAGGAGAUGCACAUCUUGGGUGAUGUCUGCUCAGCCUGGGGCUAAACAUCCUUGUGCUGGGAGCCUCGAUGGGUCUGGUUAAAGCACAGCCUUGCCGUGAGUUCAGUUUGGAGCCUGAAUCCAGCAGGCCUGGCUGUCAGGGGCUGGAGGCAGCAAAGGGGACAGAGCACGUGGCAGAACAGUGGUAGCUUAGCCCAAACCUUCUUUAACAAACGUUAGAGCUAUGCUGGAGCUUCCUUAUGUCCUGUAUCAGGAUCUCUCCUCUUCCCCAUCCUCUUGUGGGCUGCAGAAAAGCUGUUGGAGGGAAAGAGAAGGGGUUUUUCACUUCAAAGACCAACCUCUUGAUUUACUCUUCCUUCGCUUUCACUCUUAAGUGCUUCCUCCGUGCAAGUGAGCAGAGGCCUUGGGUGGCUGCGACGCUUGCGAGAAGAGGGACAGAGCCGCAGCCUGCUCCGCUUCCCGUCAGCCACAUCCCGGCGCUGUCUAGGCGUAGUAGGAAUCACAGCUUGACACUCAACGACACUAAAUUAUUAUGGAGGUCCUUUGUGCGUUCUAAUCAUACCCUUCUCUAGGUUCAAUUAUUUAUUUUUUUUGUCAAUACUGUUUUUUUUCCCCUUUCCAGUGUGUUUUUUAACCUCUUCUGUUAACCCAUCCUGUGCUGAGGUGUAAGAAAUGAAAUGGUUUCUAUUUAAAUACGUCCUCGGGGUUUUGGGGGUUGGGGGGGUUGUUUUUGUUUCAUUGUCACGUGUAGAUUCCAGCUGCAUCUUUGGCAGGUGUAGUAGCAAACAAUGUGCUGUACAGACAUUUAGGGUGUUUAGUAUGUAGGUGAGGCUCAUAGGAGAAUCGCUCAUAAAAGCGUAGCGCGGUGUCUCUUAAAGGGAACAGCAGAAAUGCAGAGACUGGUCCUUACUGGGACCCUCUGUGUAGCCUCCCAGAUACCUUUCCCCUUCCGAUGAUCACAGCCUCUCUCUCUGGAAAGUGCUGAUCAAAACAGCUCUGCCCAUUUUCAGAGCUAGUUUUACACCUCCGAGCUGAAGAAAGGGUUUAGUGGGAGUUUUCCCUUCGUUUGGCUUUUUUUAUUAUGGGGUGCACUGACUGUUUCCACCUCUAACUGGAGGGCUCUGCAGAGCUGGCUGUGUUGGCGAGAUGUUUCCCUCCAGGGGUGGAAGAACAGAUGCAGGCAGUGGUUUCGGAUCCGGAGCAAGGGUGAUGGUCCCCUUCAUAAGCUGCUGCAGGAUCUGGGUCAACGCUCCCCCGGCCAACCCAGCCUGUUCCUGUUCCUCCCUAUUCAAUGCUCUCCUGCUUUCCCCCAUGAGGACAGGACAUGCAGACCAGGAGAGCAAACACAGCAGUGUUUCCAACAGUCUUUUUCAUCUGAUGACUUGCUCAGUCUCUUGUGGCUGCUAAGAGUCCUGUAGUAGAGUGGGAACUGGUUGUGCUAUCUCCAUCCCUAGCCCAGCCUCAUCCAGCUCAGUCAUUGUUUACCUCCAGAAUGCCAACCACAAGGCUUGGGGAGCCUACCCUGGAAAAAAACCAAAACAGCUCAGGACAAUUAUUUUUGUGGAAAUAAUGAAGCAGGCAAUCAGUGAGUGGAUUUAUGGCCUUUUUGGAGGUAACUCUUCAGCCACCCACCCUUGCGAGGAGAAGAGGUACAAAUCCCCUUGCCAGGUGCCCAGAGGCUUUGCUGGUGCCCACACAGCACCUUCCCACUCAUCCCUUUCAAACUGCAGCCUCCAGAGUAGGCUGUGCUUGCCUGCUCCAUCCUCAGGCUGCCAGCCCCAGCCUCCCCAUACCAUGCCCCAGGUUUCUUUCCCAUCCUGGGGAGAGGUGAGGUGGUUUUUCCACGCAGAGCCAGCUGGGAGCUCUGGUGCUGGUUCUCUUUAGCCCGUGGCAAAGCUAUGCCAACCAUCCCACCCUGCUCUGUGUUUUUAUGAGUACAAGCUCCUCACUCUGUACAUGUUACAAUGAGCUGUCGUUAACCCUACAAAUGUAACCCCUGUAAGAGCUUCUCUGUAUAUUACAGCUGUAGGCUUUCCAGAUCAAAGUGGAUAAUAUUUAUUUACUGAAGAUAUUGGAUAUUUUUUUGUUUGGGAAUGGGGUAGGGUGAGAAGGGGGACAUAACUGUUUAAAGAGAUUGAUUAUGUAAAGAGAAACAAAAUACACCAAAAGCAGAGAAACUCAACACUAAAACGUUGCUGUAUUCAUGUAGAAAGUGUUUACCUUAAGGACAAGACAACUGUAUUAAUCUGCCAUUGUUUAACUUGCUCCAGAAAUCAUCUCUACUUUGGUUCCUGCAUGUGAGAUACUCCAAUAAAGACACUACUAGUGUGACCUGGAAAA